Molecule: messenger RNA, 1585 nt
Organism: Mizuhopecten yessoensis (Yesso scallop)
Lineage: Eukaryota; Metazoa; Mollusca; Bivalvia; Pectinida; Pectinidae
Product: homeobox protein GBX-2-like
Exons: 2
Coding region: 468-1433 (321 amino acids)
Biological process (GO): regulation of transcription by RNA polymerase II; regulation of nervous system development
Cellular component (GO): nucleus
Molecular function (GO): RNA polymerase II transcription regulatory region sequence-specific DNA binding; DNA-binding transcription factor activity, RNA polymerase II-specific
Source: RefSeq, a predicted model, not a curated record
GUCACGGAUGACAGCCAGAACCUUAUAGGGGAGAUGUAUUGCGUACACCACACUUUAAACUAUGAUACGGGUCGAGCUUGUCCAUAGGGAAUGUUUAUAUUGAGUAUAAUAUACGUAUCGUAUGAACAUUAUCUACAAGUCUAAUGUGUAUACAACAAAUACUACACAGACACAUGCGAAACCUGAAUGCUGAGUUAGACGUUAAAAGACCACAAGCGUAAUCAUGAUGAUGUUGGACAGUAUAUUCCACGGGCAGGGCAGAUGAUGUUGGACAGUAUAUUCCACGGGCAGGACAUAUGAUGUUCAAGUUCAAAUGACAAGACGAAUUCCUAGUGGAUGGAGUUAAGAUCAUGUGACAUUUUAAAUCAAUUUUCUUAAUAAUUAAUUCUUAGUUACUCAUUUGCUACGAAGUAUAUGUUUAUUUGACGGAAUAAACAUCUGACGAGUUCUAAGGUCACCCAAUAAACAUGCAUCGACCAAACGUUGGUGGGUCUUUUUCAAUCGAGUCUCUAAUGGCACCCACAACGAAUCCCCGAUUUGGGCCAAUGAUGUGCAAUGGUUACGUAUUUAUGCCUCCAACGGGACUUCCUCAGACACCAAUGUCACCAAGCAUGUUAUCUCCGGACUCGAUGGCCUACCAAAUGCAGUCUUAUGCGCAGAGUCAAUUUAUUCGUGGACAGAUUGCCGCAGCAAAUAGUGCAUCGUUCAGAAAUCAUUUGCAUCUCUCUGGAUUAGCGGCUAUGCUUCCGUAUUCAGGAGCGAAAUCUUUGGACUCCAAAUUAACUCCAAUUCCUGGUGACAUCAGUUUGGAUUCGCACGUGCAGAGUCGGUCCCCUGAGACCUCUGGGUCCGAAUCUCCCGACACUAGUCCUGUCCCACGGAUGUUCCAGGAAGAGGCCGCCGGCAGAUGUCCACCAUAUUUCCCAGAUCACUCCGCCGAGUCAAAGCACUAUGACGUUUCACAACCGGAACCGGAUACUGAUACAGAUGAAAUGGACAUUGUAGACGAAGAAACGGACGAUGAGCGAACGGUACACACGGAUACGGAUUCUGCCCACAACAACACGGACUCGCUCGAAAGAACAAAAGACACUAUAACUACAAGUGUGAAAAUGCGACGACGGCGGACUGCAUUCACAAGUGAACAAUUGUUAGAAUUGGAGAAGGAAUUCCACAGUAAAAAAUACCUCUCGCUCACAGAGAGGUCUCAAAUCGCACACAAUUUAAAACUUAGUGAAGUGCAGGUGAAAAUUUGGUUCCAGAAUCGCAGAGCGAAAUGGAAGAGAGUGAAAGCUGGAAUGAUUCAUGGUCGCACUCCAAAUGAAAUUUCCGGAAAACCGAAAAUUAUUGUUCCCAUCCCUGUUCACGUUAACAGAAUAGCGAUCCGAAGUCAGCACCAACAGAUUGAGAAAACAAUACGACAGACACAAUAACUGCAUCGUAUUGAGAAACAAUAAAUGUGGAUUCUGAUACAAAUUGUAAAUCAAAAACUUGGUGAUCAGAAAAAUACAAAUACAAAAUCCAAUUAUCUACAAUAGUUCAAAUACUUGUAAGGUGAUUAUGCGAAAUACAAAAUACAUGAUAU